Molecule: messenger RNA, 404 nt
Organism: Pecten maximus
Lineage: Eukaryota; Metazoa; Mollusca; Bivalvia; Pectinida; Pectinidae
Exons: 3
Coding region: 12-329 (105 amino acids)
Cellular component (GO): extracellular region
Source: RefSeq, a predicted model, not a curated record
GGCGAAGCACCAUGGUUCUACUGGACGUAGGCUUCCCCACGGGUAUGGAGGGAGAUAUUACAUCAAUUGACAAGAACGCAGCCCCAACAUUCAAGCAAGCAGAGCCGAAUGGUGAAAAUAUAGAGAUGUAUUUUGACUAUGUGACAGAUGAGGCAAUGUGUGUCACUAUUUCGGUGUUCAGGAGUAGUAUAGUGGCUAAUGCAAAAGAGGUACCUGUGACAGUCUCGGAUUAUUACGAGACAGCGAACACUCUGACUGUGUUUUACAAGUCGCAGGUAAUGAGCAACGCUACACCAGAAGAUGUGUGCCUCAAUCGUGAUUGUUUUUGAUGAGAAAGAACAACAAAAAACUAAAGGGUUUGCUAGAACAAAAGUGUUCGUUACAGAAAAAUAAAAUAAAAUUGA